UCAUCAUCAUGGAAAAGAUCAAUGGCGAUUCACAUACACAGGAUUUCAGCCUCUCCUUCACAUUAAAUUCCGAGAUUGCUUCUCCUUCGCUUUCACUUCUCUCUGAGCUUCCGCAUAUAAGGAACUGGUUCUCAAGUUACAGGUCUGAUUACUCGCAGAAAGAUUCUAAUGGCGAAGAUUUUUGGGGUUCUUUAUCUGAAACUGCCGAUCAAAAAGAGGAAAAAGAAAGGAGCAAAGACCUUGACUUGGACAAAUGUGAAAACCCUAAACUAAUUGGCGCUCCCAUUUAUGAUGGAAAGGGCUGUGGGGCAGAAGAGAAGGGUGGGUUUGAUUUGGUGAAAGAAUGUGAAGGCCCCCAAAAAGGAGGAGAUUUCCUUUUUGGUGAGAAGAUUAGGGGAAACAAAGAGAAUCUUGGUUUUGAUUUGGGGAAAUUUGUGGUCUCUGCUAAAUCUAGAGGUGCUUCUAUCUUUAGCAAAAGGAAUUGGGAUGAAAUGAUGAAGAAUCAUUCAGUACAGGAAAACCAACUUGAUGAUAAUUUUGAAACCGUUUCUUCUUCGAAGAACUUGCUUGAUGAAGGCAAAAACAUAGAGAACAAGAAAUUUCUGGAAGGCAAUUUUAAUCUAAAGGGCGGAAAAUGUGGGGAAAAGGAUUUCAAUUCAUCAGAAAAAGCUGACAAAUCAGUCGAUUAUUUGAGAAAAGAACUUUCAAAGAGAGAAUUAAGAGGAAAAAUUUUUAUUGAGAAAGGUGAAAAUCAGAUCCAAUCUUUUAGAGAUCAUUAUAUUUCUACUCCAAACGAUGAGGCAAAAUCAAACCAAGUUCAGAAGAGCUAUGAUGGAGACAAUGACUUUAUUUCAACAAAAAAUGGCAAAUUUGGAACCCAUAUGCAAAAAGGACUUAUUUUGUCAGAAAAUGGUGAAAAUUUGAGCAACUCUUCGAGAGAAGAAGAUCAUUUUUCGACAAAAGAUUUGGUUGAAUCAAGCCAAAUAGCGAAGAGUCAUGGGAGAGAAAAUGAUUUCAUUUCACCAAAAUUUGGGAAAAAGGCAAACCUUGAGGAAAAGGAAUUUGUUUUGUCAAAAGAUAAUGAAAAUAUGAGCCUAGUGAAGGAGGAAGUUGUGAAUAUAAAUGCUUUUAUAUCAUCAAAAAAUGACAAAAAUAGGAGCAAUUGCAUGCAAAAGGAUAAGAUUUUGUCGAAAGAUGAAGAAAGCAAAGGCCCAAGAGAAUGUCUGAGAAAAGAAUGCUUUGCUUCGAUGAAAAAGGGUGAAAAUCUCGGCCUCCGCUUGAGAAAAGAAAAUUUUGUUUUAUGUGAGAAUACUAAUAAAUCAACCCCAAAGGGGAAAUCAUCUCUAAUUUUGGAAAAUCCCGGGAAAGAGAAUGUUAAUGGAGAAAAUUUGAUGGAAAAGGAUUUAAGCUUAAUGCAAAAUAACAGAAAUUCAAGAGAAAUUGCUGAAAAAUCUCCUGAUAUUGCUGGAAAAUGGCAAUGUCCUCGAAAAAAUAAGAAAUUAAAUGGACCACCAUUGAAGCAGCUUCAUUUGGAGAAAUGGGUUCACAGGAUACAGAGCAACCAUAGAUGCCCAUAGCACAUCUUGCUACAAUGUCUAUUGUAUUCUGUAAAAGUAUUGCCUUCUGUAUUCUUUAUAUUGCAGCAGUUAUGAACUGUUUAUUGGGAUCGUAUCAAUGAAUCUUUUAGCUUUGCACAAAAGUCACAAACAUCCCAAGCCUUUUGAUCUUAAAUCGGACGGCACGAGUGUGUCAUUCAUAUGCACAAAAGUCUUCUUUUGUGCAGAGGAACUGUAUCCAAACCAAUUUUGGGUUUAUUUGGUUUUAGGCUUCUUUUAGUUUUGAUCUCUUAAUUAUUCUUUUUAAAAUUUCGGUAGGGUUUUUCCUUCUUAUUUUCAUAUUUUAUUUAGCUUAUCUUGCCAUUUAAUGAUGUUGUUUCAUUUGCAAGGUAUUCCUUGUUGUUGGUCUUUCUAUCACACCAAUUAGAGUAAUUGGUUAGGAAAUUGAGAAACAGUAAUCCAAAGAUUCAGUGACAGGCAAUUCUUAAAAAAAGGAUCUUUGAUUUUUCUUAUUAGAAGAAAUUUAUGUUCAUUAACAAGAUCAUGUUCAUCAAAAAAUGGUCCUGUAAUGAGAGUUUUCAUAAUGAGCCUCUAUCAUGUUGGAAAUUUUGAAAAUAUUGACAUGCUUCUCUUUGUGUUAAUUGUCUUUCUCUAUUGGCAAUUAAUAGUGAGAUUAUGGUUCUUAGUUGGAGGCUAUCUGGUGUGGACCUUGAGAAUUUUGUUUUGUUUUUUUCCAAAACAUAUCUUCACAUGCUUCAAAGAGUAGUUUGAUAUAUAUUUUUUCUUUGAUCAUAGCUGGCUCGGUGAUUAUUUCUCUUUGCCCCAAUUGGUUUUGAUGUCUAUUUGCUUUCCCUAGUUGACGUCUUGAUGUGCUCUUAUAAUUUUUCCCAGUAGAUAAUCAGUGGAUGAGUAACUGAUUUUUUAGAAAUGUCUUGGCUGUAUUCCGUGUUAGCUCAUACGCAAAAAGCUACUGCUAAGGAAAAGGGGUCAGAGGCUCUAGGAAGUCCAUGACUACACAAGUUGCUCUAAUAAAUUUACCUGAAAGACAGUUCUUACAUACUCAGUUGGGUGUAUUCAAGAGCUGGACAUGAUAUGUGCGAUCCCCUUAAUCAUUUGGAUGAGUCUAGGAAUUUGAUCUAGAAGAGGCACUCUAUUGGGACAAAGUCAAUACCUGUCUGUUCUGACAAACCUAGAUGCAAUCAUGUGCUCAAUUGUCCAUGGAUAUUUCUCAACAAGGUCUUGGAGGGAGUCCACCCUUUCAUACAUUCCACCUCAUUAACCACUAAUUGCACUUGUGAUCCAGACUUGACUCCACAAGAGUAUUGGAAACCAUUUGAUUCGCCCUAUCCUUGCUUCUUUCUACACUUCUUGACCUGUCCACUUCAUGAAUUUAUGUUACUUUCUAUUAAUUCUGAUUUCUGAGUAUAUGUUGAUCUUCCUCAUCAAAUUGCUGGGUAUCAACCCUGUCCCACAUAUAACCAAGAUUUGGACUUUUAAAGUCUUCUAAUUUAUCAAUUAUUUACUGAUUUAUAAUUUGUUUCAGUCUUUCAGUUUUCAACUUGUGUUUUUCUUGGCCCUUCUUAGGCUUUUUUGGGAAUUGCUAUAGCAUAUUGACCUGCCGGGUCAAAAGGCGUGCCAUAUUGCUUUUGCAUAUUAUGCAUGUGGUUUCUUGUCUUAGUUGCUUUGCUUGGUUAGUAUCUUUUAUCUUCCUAAGGCCCUUGGCCAUUGAGAGAAUUGACAGACUUUUUAUGUUAAUGUUUUUGUUUGUUUGAUUGAGACCAGUUUGCUUUUGUGAGUAUACAACAUAUUCUCUAGUUUCUUGUUGGCCAUUAUCUUUCUUCUUUACUUCACCGCUUCUCCAGGACCAUUCUUUUUUCGCUCUUCUGUAGACAGGAUUUAACAGGGGUUUUGGGUGCCAGUGGUCUUUCUGACUUUAAUUUCACUAUGGAGGAUGGUCUUGAACUUGUAGAGCAACACAUUUGUGAUCAAAUUUUUAUAAAGUAGUGCUGCGUUACUUUUCUGGAGGGACUUGCAAGUUCUUUGUCGCAUUUUGGAUUGCUGGUAAUGAUAAAGUCGAAUGACAUUCUUCGAAAGCAAACAGCUCUAAAGGUGAAUUUUCCUUUCUUUUAUAGUUUCUUCCUCGAGUUGUAAUAUAGAAUUUCUUUUUUAGCAUUCUUUUACCGCCACCUCAUGUGUAUUUUGUGAUUGGCUCUGACAAAUUAGCUGCAACAGAAUCAAAUACUCUCUAUUAUAACUUUCCAUUUGCUUUGUGGCACCAUAUCUGUCCAAUGGUGUUUAGGUAAUGUGGAACUGUGUUAUGUUUGUAUGGUUUUUUUAAUCAUGCAGUUCAACUAAAAUUUUCGUCAUGACAGGCCUUGGUCUUCAUUGCCAUUGGCCCACAUUGAUAUGGUUGACUUCUACAAACUUGGUAUUUGAGGGAAUGGAUUAGAAGUGCUUCUCUCACUCUUCUUUCUUAUGUGGUGUAACUAGUGUUCUUUGGUUUCUGCAGGGUGAAAGAAAGAUUUCACUCUGAUUUUUGUACUUCAUGUGGUGGGGGUUUACUGGUGGUACAGAAAUGAUGACCUUCUAUACCCACUUGUGAUGCUUCCUCCAAAAGCAAUACCCCCAUUUUGGCAUGCUAUAUUCACCAUUGUGGUAAAUGUUAUGGACUUGACUAUGGCAUUUUUCUUUGUUUUUCGUUUGUUCUUUUGAUAACUUGACCUACAAAAACC
Molecule: messenger RNA, 4288 nt
Organism: Amborella trichopoda
Lineage: Eukaryota; Viridiplantae; Streptophyta; Magnoliopsida; Amborellales; Amborellaceae
Product: ATP-dependent caseinolytic protease/crotonase family protein
Source: RefSeq, a predicted model, not a curated record